AACAUGAGCAAUCGCCUUGCGCGUACAGCAAGCUCGCUGUCCCUUCACACAACAUCAUGCAAUGCCAUCCGUUCUCCUCGACCCUGCAUCGUCGCCAAAUGGCUCCAAUCCCGCCGAAACUUGACGACAUCACCUCUCGCUGCCAACCAGCAGGAUACGGCUGCCGUUCCGCUUCGCAAACACCUCAAAGAUGAAGCGAAACGCAAAAAGGCGGAAGCCAAAUUGUCCAGCACCAAAAUAGCCAAAUCAGAUCCGAGGUUGGACAAAUGGGAGCUCACAGUGGGAAUUGAGAUCCACGCCGAGUUGAACACCGCUUGCAAGCUGUUCUCCAAUGCGCCGGCACUGUCAGGCGAGGAAAAUGGAGGAGCAGCCAACACCAAAGUUGCGCUAUUUGAUGCUGCUUUGCCAGGUACACAGCCACAGUUCCAAGUAGCGACAUUGCUGCCUGCGUUGCGUGCUGCAAUUGCAUUGGAUUGCGAUGUGCAGAGGAAGAGUGGGUGGGAUCGAAAGCACUACUUUCACUGGGAUCAGCCAAACGGAUAUCAGAUCACACAGUACUACGAACCGUUUGCGAGAAAUGGCCAGCUCGUCCUCACUGCGGAUGAUGGUGUUCCACAAUCUGACUUGAAUGGCGCGGAGAGCUUAGAAAUUGGUAUCAAGCAGAUUCAGAUGGAACAGGACACCGCGAAAACCACCUCACAUGGCGUAUCCACGUACCAUAUCGAUCUGAACCGAGCUGGGCACCCACUGAUUGAGAUCAUCACCUUACCGCACAUCCAUUCCCCGCAGACCGCCGCAGCUGUUGUGCGAAAAAUCCAGUCUACUCUCAAGAGCGUGGACGCCUGCACGACAGGCAUGGAACUUGGCGGUCUGAGAGCAGACGUCAAUGUCUCGAUUCGAGAGCGCGGAACUAGCGGAACAUCUUCAUACAGUGGUGUCAGUGGAUUGGGACAAAGAACUGAGAUCAAGAAUUUGUCUUCGUUCAAGGCAGUCGAAGAUGCCAUCAUCGCAGAAAGAGACAGACAGAUCUCCGUUUUGGAGGCAGGCGGCGUCGUCGAGGGUGAGACCAGGGGCUGGACUCUGGGCGCGACGGAGACUACGAGGUUGAGAGGCAAAGAGGGCGAAGUAGACUAUCGCUAUAUGCCUGAUGCGGAUCUCCCACCAUUACUGGUCGGCGAGGAUCUCGUGGAAUAUCUGAAAAGCACGCUGCCAGAACUCCCAGACGAUACGAUGAAGAGAGUGAUUGGAAGCUAUGGACUGAGCUUGAAAGAUGCAAAAACAAUAGUGGCACUGGACGAUGGAGAUCGUUUGGAGUUCAUGGAGGAGACGGUCGAGUUGUUGAAGGAGAAGUUGGCUGGCACUGAACAUGGUGCUCAGCACAAGCUCGGCAAAGCUGUAGGCAAUUGGGUAUUGCACGAAUUGGGAGGUCUUUUGGAUGCUUCUGUCAUUUGGGACGAAGUGUCCGUUACGCCGCAAGAGCUGGCCGACAUCAUCAGCAAUUUGUUUCGAAAGCAGAUCACAGCGCGGACCGCGAAGCAAUUGCUCGCCACUUUGUACGAAACUCCCACUUCGGACGUCCGGCCCUCCGUGGAACAGCUCAUCGAGGCUGGCAACCUGCGCCUGCGGCCAUUGUCCGAGGAAGAAUACUCCUCUCUGAUACAGGCCAUCAUGGACGAGAACCCGGACAAGGUCACUGCGGUAAGAGAUAAAGGUCAAAAGGGCAAGAUCAUGUGGUUCGUCGGUCAGAUGGUACGAAGAGGCGAGGAAGGGACCGUGGAGCCCGAGAUGGCGAAACAAAUCGCGGAGAGAAUGCUUGGGUGAUAGCCAACAGAGGUUUUGUGGAGGCUGUGAAGAGAUUUACUUUGUGCGAAACGCCGGCCUCACGCACGCAGCUGCAACAGCUUUGGAAGCAUCACCAUUGCGCCAACAAUGCGUCUGAUCCGAAGGCCAAGCAUUACGAUCGAAUAUGGCUCUACAGCCGAUGAUGAAGCUACGAGAUGCGAAAUCUCCUUCCUCCAUACACGAGAGUCUAAAGAGGCUUGCAGCACGAAGGACAACCCAGCCAGGAACAUUUGUCAAAGUCGUACCCGACCUCGUUUGCAACCCUCGCCUUACUCCGCCACCCCUCUCUACCACCGUUGCGGCUCAGCACGGAGAGUAGCCAAGCAAACCAAGCCAGGAACUAAGAUCAAUCGCUGACGAAUUUAUCUUAAUGGUUGGAUGCUUCUAGCGCCCGCUGAAACCUGAGUUUGAAGGUGCAAUAACCUUAAAGCAUACUACGAUGGAAAGAGUAAGACGCAAACUCUUAAAGUCUCGAUCGCCACUCGAGGAUACCUUUCGGAGAGGAAUCCUCCGACCUCACUCGGGCUACGCGUCUGUCACGUCCGCAAGGUGCAUCCGAGGAUCCUUCUAGGUUCAACAUAUCCGUCUCUUCCUGCAUCGACCUUUCCAUCCUACGAACAGCUAGUCUCUCAGCCCUGCCUAUCUCGAUUUUCCUAAGUCUAUCCUGUGGCGUAUCCUGCGGCGUAUCCCAACCCGAAGGUAGGUAAGCGCAUUUCGUACACGGAAUCUCCCAAAGC
Molecule: messenger RNA, 2579 nt
Organism: Cercospora beticola
Lineage: Eukaryota; Fungi; Ascomycota; Dothideomycetes; Mycosphaerellales; Mycosphaerellaceae
Gene: PET112
Product: glutamyl-tRNA(Gln) amidotransferase subunit PET112
Biological process (GO): glutaminyl-tRNAGln biosynthesis via transamidation; mitochondrial translation
Cellular component (GO): glutamyl-tRNA(Gln) amidotransferase complex; mitochondrion
Molecular function (GO): glutaminyl-tRNA synthase (glutamine-hydrolyzing) activity
Source: RefSeq, a predicted model, not a curated record